Molecule: messenger RNA, 447 nt
Organism: Lactuca sativa (garden lettuce)
Lineage: Eukaryota; Viridiplantae; Streptophyta; Magnoliopsida; Asterales; Asteraceae
Source: RefSeq, a predicted model, not a curated record
AUGCUAAAGAAGUUCUCUUUCGCUGAUUGCAAACGUACUAAGAUGCCAAUGUUCCUUACACGGAAAAUAUUUGUUGAUCAUUCAGGGAAAGAUGUGAAUCCUUCUCUCUACAGGGGAAUGAUUGGUUCACUUCUUUACUUAACAACAAGUCCCCUUGAUAUCUUGUUCGUUAGCAGCAUGUGUGCUCGCUUUGAAGCUAAUCUAAAAGAAUCACAUAUUCUCAUUGUUAAAUGGUUUUUUCGAUAUCUAAAGUAUACUCCAAAUCCUGGGCUAUGGUAUCCACAUGAUUCUGAUUUCAAUUUACUCGAUUACACUGACUCUGAUUAUAUAGUGUUUACUCUCGACAAGAAGAGCACAUCAGGAGAAUGUCAACUUCUGGGCAAUAGACUUAUCAGCUGGUCUAGUAAGAAACAAUCAUCAUUGGCAUGUUCAACCACUAAAGCAUAA